Phodopus roborovskii (desert hamster) is the source of this 678-nucleotide messenger RNA. It is a transcript of the gene Crabp1, whose product is annotated as cellular retinoic acid binding protein 1. The transcript has 4 exons. The record is from RefSeq and is a predicted model, not a curated record. Lineage: Eukaryota; Metazoa; Chordata; Mammalia; Rodentia; Cricetidae. Gene Ontology annotation, molecular function: fatty acid binding. Gene Ontology annotation, biological process: fatty acid transport. Gene Ontology annotation, cellular component: nucleus; cytosol. The coding region runs from base 28 to 441 and encodes 137 amino acids.
CUUUGCGCCGUCGCCGCCACCUCCACUAUGCCCAACUUCGCCGGCACCUGGAAGAUGCGCAGUAGCGAGAAUUUCGACGAGCUCCUCAAGGCGCUGGGUGUGAAUGCCAUGCUGAGGAAGGUGGCUGUGGCGGCUGCGUCCAAGCCGCACGUGGAGAUCCGCCAGGAUGGGGAUCAGUUCUAUAUCAAAACAUCCACCACCGUGCGCACCACGGAGAUCAACUUCAAGGUCGGAGAGGGCUUCGAGGAGGAGACAGUGGACGGACGCAAGUGCAGGAGUCUGCCCACUUGGGAGAAUGAGAACAAGAUUCACUGCACACAAACUCUUCUUGAGGGGGAUGGCCCCAAAACCUACUGGACCCGAGAGCUGGCCAAUGACGAGCUGAUCCUGACGUUUGGUGCCGAUGAUGUGGUAUGCACAAGAAUUUAUGUCCGGGAGUAAAGGUGGCCAGCUCGUUCCUGCUUUCAUGACAGGAUGCAAGUUCCCCUGAGGAGUAUGUCAUCGGCCUGUACAGCCAGUGGGUCUUUCCUCCUACAAACCCCUCCCCAUAAACAUUAGGCAACCCCAUUUUCCCUAUGAGAGUGCUGUAGUGCCCUCCCCUCAGGCCCCUGCUGCCUUUGUGCAUCCCUGGUUUGGCAUUUGCAUGAUUGUACCGGUCAUUAAACUGGUUGGACGCAU